GAUAAGCUAAGUUUAGCUGCUAGCAGAUACGAGAUGGAGGGAUAUAACGUUAACUUGAGUGUGAGAAAAGGUGCCUGGACUCGAGAGGAGGACAAUCUUCUCAGGCAGUGCAUUGAGAUUCAUGGAGAGGGAAAGUGGAACCAAGUUUCAUACAAAGCAGGCUUAAACAGGUGCAGGAAGAGCUGCAGACAAAGAUGGUUAAACUAUCUGAAGCCAAAUAUCAAGAGAGGAGACUUUAAAGAGGAUGAAGUAGAUCUUAUACUUAGACUUCACAGGCUUUUGGGAAACAGGUGGUCAUUGAUUGCUAGAAGACUUCCAGGAAGAACAGCGAAUGAUGUGAAAAAUUAUUGGUACACUCGAUUGCGGAUCGAUUCUCGCAUGAAAACGGUGAAAAAUAAAUCUCAAGAAACGAGAAAGACCAAUGUGAUAAGACCUCAGCCCCAAAAAUUCAUCAAAAGUUCAUAUUACUUAAGUAGUAAAGAAGCAAUUCUAGAACAUAUUCAAUCAGCAGAAGAUUUAAGUACGCCAUCACAAACGUCGUCGUCAACAAAGAACGGAAAUGAUUGGUGGGAGACCUUGUUAGAAGGCGAGGAUACUUUUGAAAGGGCUGCAUGUCCCAGCAUUGAGUUAGAGGAAGAACUCUUCACAAGUUUUUGGUUUGAUGAUCGACUGUCGGCAAGAUCAUGUGCCAAUUUUCCUGAAGAAGGACAAAGUAGAAGUGAAUUCUCCUUUAGCAUGGACCUUUGGAAUCAUUCAAAAGAAGAAUAGCUAGAGAAAAUGAUUCUCACUUCUUUAGUAUCAUCUAGCUUGUGUGCUAUUAUUUUCCUUGCUUGUAAAUGUGGCAUGUAAAUAUCAUUAAGCUGACGAGGAA
Pyrus x bretschneideri (Chinese white pear) is the source of this 871-nucleotide messenger RNA. RefSeq names its product transcription factor MYB75. NCBI's taxonomy places the organism in Eukaryota, Viridiplantae, Streptophyta, Magnoliopsida, Rosales, Rosaceae. The record is from RefSeq and is a predicted model, not a curated record. The transcript has 3 exons. The coding region runs from base 34 to 768 and encodes 244 amino acids.